Messenger RNA from Conger conger (European conger), 5800 nucleotides. RefSeq names its product thrombospondin 1b (gene thbs1b). The coding region runs from base 192 to 3707 and encodes 1171 amino acids. Gene Ontology annotation, biological process: negative regulation of angiogenesis; cell adhesion. Gene Ontology annotation, cellular component: extracellular region. The record is from RefSeq and is a predicted model, not a curated record. NCBI's taxonomy places the organism in Eukaryota, Metazoa, Chordata, Actinopteri, Anguilliformes, Congridae. Gene Ontology annotation, molecular function: protein binding; calcium ion binding. The transcript has 23 exons.
CAAAAAUAACUUGCACAGGGGGUCUAUGAUAUUAGUUCAAAAGUUAAAGAACACAAUCUUGGAUUUGUUUUGACAAAAACUUAGUUUUGAAUCCUGAGGAUAUUGAGUCCCCGUCUAUUCACGUUUGGAUUUAUUAUUUCCGAUAGCUGUAGAUUAAAGAUUAUCCACAGAAUUAAAAAACAUAUAUCGGAAUGAAGUUGACGGGGAUAUUUUUACUUUUGAUGCUGUGGCACGCCGAGGGAGCCAGGGUCGCAGAGAGCCGAGACGACAAUAGUGUGUACGACCUAUUUGAGCUUGUUCAAGUUCAUAAGAAGAACCAUGGUGUGAGUCUGGUGAAAGGAGAAGACCCGUACAGUCCCGCUUACAAAAUCCUGAACCCGGACCUUAUCCCCCCUGUCCCCGAGACCCCCUUCAGGGACCUCAUUGAUUCUAUCCAUGCAGAGCGCGGAUUUCUUCUCUUGGCCAACUUUAAGCAGUUCAAGCGGACCCGAGGCAGCAUCUUGACUGUUGAGAAGCAAGAUGGUUCUGGACCCAUAUUCGAAAUAGUAUCUAACGGCAAGGCUAACACUCUGGAUGUGGUAUAUUCCACAGAGAAUAAGCAACAGGUGGUAUCCAUUGAAGAAGCGGACUUAGCAACCGGGCACUGGAAGAACAUCACGCUGUUCGUGCAAGAGGAGCGAGCUCAGUUGUACGUGGGAUGUGAAGAAAUAAACACAGCCGAGCUGGACCUGCCCAUCAGUAGAAUCUUGACCCAGGAUGUUCCCGGCACUGCACGUCUGCGGAUUGGCAAGGGAGCGGUCAAGGACAGAUUUAUGGGGGUACUUCAAAAUGUUCGCUUUGUUUUUGGAACAACUUUGGACGCGAUUUUACGGAACAAAGGAUGCCAAAGCUCCACUUUGACUGAUACCAUCAUCUUGGAUAUCCCAGUCAAUGGGUCCAGCCCGGCAAUCAGGACCGAUUAUAUUGGCCAUAAAACCAAAGAUCUGAUGACAGUUUGCGGCUUUUCCUGCGAAGACCUGGCCAGUAUGUUCAAGGAACUCAAGGGGCUUGGCGUAAUAGUGAAACAGCUGUCCAACGAGCUCCGAAAAGUGACGGAAGACAACAACCUGAUCAGGGAUCAGAUCGGAAUCCGCAGUGGAGUGUGCCUACACAACGGCAUUCUGCACAAGAACAAGGAGGAAUGGACAGUGGAUGACUGCACUGAGUGCACAUGCCAGAACUCCGCCACCGUGUGCCGCAAGAGGUCCUGCCCUCUGAUCCCCUGCGCCAACGCCACCGUGCCUGAUGGAGAGUGCUGCCCGCGAUGCGGAACCCCGAGCGACUACGCAGAGGACGGCUGGUCCCCGUGGUCUGAGUGGACGCCCUGCUCCGUGACCUGCGGCCGAGGCGUCCAACAGCGAGGCCGGUCCUGCGACCGCAUCAACAACAACUGCGAAGGGACGUCUGUGCAGACGCGCGACUGCUACCUGCAGGAGUGCGACAAGCGCUUCAAGCAGGACGGCGGGUGGAGCCACUGGUCACCCUGGUCCUCAUGCUCGGUCACCUGUGGCGCCGGCGUCAUCACCAGGAUCCGCCUCUGCAACUCGCCCACGCCCCAGAUGGGCGGGAAGAACUGCCAGGGAGUUGGCCGACAAACCGAGAAGUGCCAGAAAUCACCGUGCCCGAUCAGCGGCAACUGGGGACCUUGGUCACCAUGGGACACCUGCACUGUCACCUGUGGGGGUGGAGUGCAGACUCGGAAGCGACUCUGUAACGACCCCCCUCCCAAAUACGGGGGCAAAGACUGUGUGGGCAAUGCCAAAGCCUCUCAGCUGUGUAACAAGAAGAGCUGUCCCAUUGACGGCUGUCUGUCUAACCCCUGCUUCCCUGGAGCCAAAUGCACCAGCUUCCCCGACGGGUCCUGGAAAUGUGGAGCCUGUCCCACUGGCUACAAGGGUAAUGGCAUCAAGUGCAAGGACAUUGAUGAGUGUAAAGAGGUUCCAGACACGUGCUUCGUAUUUAAUGGGGUCCACCGAUGUGAUAACACAGAUCCUGGAUACAACUGCCUGCCCUGCCCCCCACGCUACUCUGGACCCCAACCCUUCGGCAAGGGGGCGGCAGAGGCCACUGCCAAUAAGCAGGUCUGCACACCGCGGAAUCCAUGCGCGGACGGAAGUCAUGACUGCAACAAAAACGCCCGCUGCAACUACCUGGGCCACUUUGCUGACCCCAUGUUCCGGUGCGAGUGCAAGCCUGGUUACGCCGGGAACGGGCACAUCUGCGGCGAGGACACCGACCUGGACGGCUGGCCCAACGCCGACCUGGUGUGCGUGGAGAACGCCACCUACCACUGCAAGAAGGACAACUGCCCCAACCUACCCAACUCUGGCCAGGAAGACUAUGACAAGGAUGGGAUCGGUGAUGCCUGCGAUGAUGAUGAUGACAACGACGGAAUCCCUGAUGACAGGGACAACUGCCAGUUUAUCUUCAACCCCAGACAGUACGACUACGACCGUGACGAUGUUGGCGAUCGUUGUGAUAACUGCCCUUAUAACAGCAACCCCGACCAGACCGACACCGAUCACAAUGGCGAGGGUGAUGCCUGUGCCGUGGACAUCGAUGGAGAUGGCAUUCUGAAUGAGAAAGAUAAUUGCCCCUAUGUCUACAAUGUGGACCAGAGAGACACAGAUCGGGAUGGAGUUGGGGACCAGUGUGACAACUGCCCCCUUGAACACAACCCUGACCAGCUGGACUCUGACUCUGACCGUGUGGGAGACAAGUGUGACAGUAACCAGGACAUCGAUGAGGACGGCCACCAGAACAACCUGGACAACUGCCCUUACAUCCCCAACGCCAACCAGGCCGACCAUGAUAAGGACGGCAAGGGAGAUGCCUGUGACCAUGAUGAUGACAACGAUGGAAUCCCUGAUGACAAAGACAACUGCAGGCUGGCCUUCAACCCAGACCAGCUGGACUCAGAUGGUGAUGGACGUGGCGAUGCUUGCAAGGAUGACUUUGACCAGGACAAUGUGCCUGACAUCUAUGAUGUGUGCCCUGAGAACUUUGACAUCAGCGAGACAGACUUCCGCAAGUUCCAGAUGGUGCCUCUCGACCCCAAGGGCACGUCCCAGAUUGACCCCAACUGGGUGGUGCGGCACCAGGGAAAAGAGCUAGUGCAGACCGUCAACUGUGACCCUGGCAUUGCCGUUGGUUUCGAUGAGUUCAAUGCAGUAGACUUCAGUGGAACGUUCUUCAUAAACACGGACCGGGACGAUGACUACGCAGGCUUUGUGUUCGGUUACCAGUCCAGUGCCCGGUUCUAUGUGGUGAUGUGGAAGCAGAUCACUCAGACGUACUGGUCCAACACACCCACCCGGGCCCAGGGAUAUUCUGGGUUGUCCAUCAAGGUGGUCAACUCCACCACGGGCCCUGGGGAGCAUCUGAGGAAUGCGCUGUGGCACACUGGCAACACCCCAGGACAGGUGCGCACACUGUGGCAUGACCCCAAGAAUGUGGGCUGGAAAGACUUCACCGCUUACAGGUGGCACCUGACCCACAGGCCUAGGACCGGACACAUUAGAGUGGUCAUGUACGAGGGCAAAAAGAUCAUGGCGGAUUCCGGAAGCAUCUAUGACAAGACGUACGCAGGUGGAAGGCUAGGCCUGUUUGUCUUUUCACAGGAGAUGGUGUACUUCUCAGACCUCAAAUAUGAAUGCAGAGAUGCAUAGCUGCACAGAUGAGAAGCUCUUUGAAAAAGCACAUUUCUGUAUUAAUGAGUAUGUAUUUUAAAAAUCCCAGGGACCCUGAUUUUAGUCCUCUCCUCCCUCUGAUAUGCACAUGAAUGGAACAGGGUCUGAUCAGCUUCCAGGUAAAUUCAUGCCAUUUUGAGACAGAAACCAGUUGGCUAACAGUUGAAGGUUUGCCAUUAGCCCCAGAUAAAAGAGGAUUUGUUUUUGCUUUGCUCAAGUGGGAGAACAACCUCUGCAUAGGAUGUCCUCCCAGCAAAACCCUCUGCACUUCAAAAUCCUUCAGAUGCUUCUCCCUUACUGGAGGUACUAAGGAAAGACUGACUCCUUCAUCAAAUCUGCUGUGAACUCAAAUUCAGAACCAAUUUAAAAUAAUGACUCUACAAUAUUUACUUCAGGAACGAAAAACACUAUUCUCAUUGAUUUCAGAGCAAGGUUCCACACCAUUGGAAAUUGAUUGCUGAUGGACCUAACAUGGUGUGGUUACUACGGAGACUUGCGUGUCUAUUCUGUGUGGCUGCAUGUGUGUUUGUGUGUUGAAGUUACUUCCUUUCACCUAUAGAAAAAGAUAAAUCCCCUACAAACCAGUGUGUAGUUUUAAAAGGCAUUACCAUUUUACUGAGCUCCAAUUCAUGUACUCACUGCCAGAGACAUUCAUCCAAGAUCACCCUUGGGAAGGUAAAUGGGAGCUAGAAAUUGAACCCGGUGUAUUUUGUUGAAAAUGGGCUUUGUGAAGCCUCAAACAAGGCCUUGUUUUUGACCACUGUGGCUUUGGCAGUGUUGCUCAGCUCAGAAUUCUCAGGGUGAGAUAAGAUUUCCAGAUAACCAGCAGUAACAGUCGACAGAGAAAGAACCUACAAACAACGUGUGUAUGUUGUGGUUAAAUGCAUAUCUAUAUGUAAGAUUGAUUGUCCUUCAUAACAUGUAACAAGGAUUAAUGUGCAAAACCUGACGGUUCUCUCUUCCAGCCUUAAAAAGAAAAAUCUAACUGUAGUUACCCGUAGCAAUUUAAAGUUCUGACCAGGCAGUCACAUGUUAAGAUUUCCUACCUCUUCAAAAACUAUCCUGGUGUAAGAUAGCUUGGGAGUAUUAGGAAGAGAGUGGAUUAACUCAGCCCUCAUGUAAAGAAGCUGGAAGAAGAGAAAACAAUGUUUUUUUUUUAAAAUAAUUAUUUAUUAUUGUUUAUUCGUCUACAUUGAGAAGGAGGAAUGAGUGGGCAUAUAACACAGGUGUCUUGUUUUUCUAAAGGAACUUGCUUCACAGAUUGAGAGAUUGUAAAUAAGUAUAUUUAUUGCCUUUGUCCUCUAUUGAUAGAGCCAAUUGAAGAGUUUUAUGCUUUCAACUUCCUGUAUAAAAAUGAUUCCCCACUGAGAAUAAUGAGAACUGCCAAUAACAACCAUUGAUUACUACCACCAACUUCCAAAACGGCCAAAUCCUCCCGAAACUGGAUGUCCUCAGAACAGUAUGUAUGUGUGUUUCUUCAUUUGUGUUUUAUUAGGAAAAGAACAAAAUAAAUACUUUGAUGUACAAAUGUUACCUCAUUAUUUUUGUAUAAUUUGAAACAAACAAAAAGUACUCGUUUUUGAUAUAGCAGCAGAAUAGAAAUUGGUUAAUGUCUUGUUUUAUCACUUUUUUUAGCAGAUCUUCUAUUUUAAAGCUGUAAAUAAUAUUGACAUAUGUUUUGUAGUAGAGAAAUCCUAACAGAAUAUAAACUGGAUUGGGAGAAUUUUUAUAAAGGUAUUUUUGUCCUAUGUGUGUCCAGUGCUUUUGUAAUGGAUAAAUUGUUCAGUUUGUCUUUGCUAUUUGUAAGAGGUUAUUGUCCAUGUAGAUAAAAGCUAUUUAAAUAAUUUAUCAGAAAACAUGACCUGAAGUGGCCAGUGUUUCUGUCUGUAUAAACUUUGCACACUGACGUGAGGAUGUUUUGUUCUUUGUUUUUGUUUUUGUUGCUUUUUUUAACAAUUAGUGCUCGUCUGUAAACAUCUGUCCUAGUUUUACAGUACAAAAUGGUAUUUUUUUUUAAUGCAUACCAGUUAUUCUGUAACAUACAUCUGAACAAUAAACACAUUUGUAAAGCC